AUGGACGGUAUAGACGAUGAUCAGGCAACUGAUGAAGGGUCGUGGAACGCCAGGCAAGAAGAGAUCAAAAACACUUCUGAUAAAGAUAUGUGGAAAAUGACCAACAGCGCGGUCCCCAAGACAUCUUUUUGUACCGUAUUUAAGCAAAGAAAACAUGGAAUGGUCCUUUUUCCGGAUGAUUGUAAAUUUGGUCUCUCUAACUCUGGAUUUGAAGAUGAUGGAUGUGAUGAUGAUAGGAAGGAAAGCAUUUGCGGUACAUCAGUUAGGAAGGAAAGAAACUCUGUGACUUUCGAUCCUUCUGGGUUUCUGGAAAUGCCGUCAAUGAACGGAACAGAACGACAGAGGUUUAAUCUCGAUCACACGUCUAACAACAAAACGAGUCUGGAUGAAAGUACGCAAGAUUUUCCAAAACAGCACGUCAGAAAAAUCGAAAGAAUAGAAGGUUGCGAUGACACAAAUAAUUCGUUAACUUCAGCGGAUAACCCUGAUCUUCAUGGUCUCCCUGUUCAAUCGACAAGUUCUAUAUCUGAGGGAAGAAGUCCAAAAGGAAUCAAAAACUGGCUAAAAGAUCCAAACGUGUACAUGCGAAGUCUUCUGCAGAAGUUUGUCGUUGCUAUGUUUGCUGAGGGGAAAACUGAUCUAGAAGUACAGCUUCUUGAUCGUGAACACAAGAUGAGUCCACUAACGCUUGAUUUUGACGACAUCCUUUUGAGAUUACAACACGAAAAGCAGAAACAACCAACAUGUUUUGGUGUCAUGGAAAACCAAGUUACAAUAGACGGUAAAGCCGACGAUCAUGCAACUGGUGAAGAGUUGUGGAACGCUAGACAAGAAGAGAUCAAAAACACUACUGAAAAAGAUAUGUGGGAAAUGACCAACAGCGCGGGCUCUAAAACAUCUUUUUGUACCGUAUUUAAGCAAAGAAAAAAAAGAAAGGUGCUUUUUCCGGAUGAUGGUAAAUUUGGUCUCUCUAACUCCGGAUUUGAAGAUGAUGGAGAUGAUGAUGAUAAGAAGGAAAGCCUUUGCGUUACAUCAGUUAGGAAGCAAAAAAAGUCUGUGACUUUCGAUCCUUCUGGCCUUUUUGAAAUGCUGUUAAUGAACGGAACAGAACGACAGAGAUUAAAUCUCGAUCACACGCCUGACAACAAAACGAGUCUGAAUGAAAGUAUUCCAAAACAACACGGCGGAAAAAUCGAAAGAAUAGAAGGUUCCAAUACCACAGAUAAUUCACUAACUUCAGCGGAUAACCCUGAUCUUCAUGGUCUCCCUAUUCAAUCGACAAGUUCUACAUCUGAGGGAAGACGUCCAAAAGGAAUCAAAAACUGGCUAAAAGAUCCAAACGUGUACAUGGUAGCCAUUAUCUUUACAUGUACACGCCUUGCACAGGACUCUGUAUACAGCUAUUUACCGCUAUUCCUCACAGAGAGAUUAUCAUUCCCCAAGGCAGCUACCGCUUAUUUUCCACUCGUCCUCCUAACCAGUGGCUCUUUAGCGAGUUCAGCCUGUAAGAAACUGAAAAGGAAAAUUGGAAGUAAGUGGAGCUACCUUCUGGCAAGCUUAUUAGUGAUGGGUGGCGCUGUUUGGAGCUAUUUUCAAACCUUCUCCAUCAGACAAUCAACUUAUGCACCAGUGGUUAUGAUAGGAAGUGGUCUGUCCAUUAUGUACGUCAUGGCACUGAUCUUCAUCACCGAGCUGAUUGGGGAAAAUUAG
Molecule: messenger RNA, 1710 nt
Organism: Pocillopora damicornis (cauliflower coral)
Lineage: Eukaryota; Metazoa; Cnidaria; Anthozoa; Scleractinia; Pocilloporidae
Biological process (GO): carbohydrate transport
Cellular component (GO): plasma membrane
Molecular function (GO): symporter activity
Source: RefSeq, a predicted model, not a curated record